Grus americana (Whooping crane) is the source of this 2496-nucleotide messenger RNA. It is a transcript of the gene SCAMP2, whose product is annotated as secretory carrier membrane protein 2. Lineage: Eukaryota; Metazoa; Chordata; Aves; Gruiformes; Gruidae. The coding region runs from base 110 to 1111 and encodes 333 amino acids. Gene Ontology annotation, cellular component: trans-Golgi network membrane; recycling endosome membrane. The record is from RefSeq and is a predicted model, not a curated record. Gene Ontology annotation, biological process: protein transport. The transcript has 9 exons.
UGGCUGGCGGCGCAGGCGCCCCGCUUGCCCCGGAAGUGCCUGGCGAGGCGGCGGUGGUGGCGGCGGCGGCGGGAGCUCGGAGCGGAGCGGAGCUGCGGGGAUCGCGCCCAUGUCGGGCUUCGACACUAACCCGUUCGCCGACCCGGUGGACAUUAACCCCUUCCAGGAUCCCUCGGUGACACAGCUCACAAACGCUAGCCAAAGUGGCUUGGACGAAUUCAACCCCUUUACUGAGAGCUCCCAGCUGACAAAUGCAGCGCGGACGACGCCAGCCACGCAGCCCUCGGGCCACUCGCAGCCUGCUGUUCUGCAGACGUCCGUGGAGCCCACUCCCCAGGCCGUGGCAGCGGCAGCACAGGCUGGGCUUCUUCAGCAGCAGGCAGAACUAGAGAGGAAGGCAGCCGAGUUGGAGAAGAAGGAAAGGGAAUUGCAGAGUAACGCAGCCAGCAUUAAUCCGAGGCAAAACAACUGGCCGCCUCUCCCCAAGAAGUGUCCGAUCAAGCCGUGUUUUUAUCAGGAUUUUUCUGCAGACAUCCCAGCUGACUACCAGCGGAUAUGCAAGAUGCUGUAUUACUUGUGGAUGUUGCAUUCGAUUACUCUGCUCCUAAACCUGCUCGCUUGCCUGGCGUGGUUCACAGUCCAGACGGAAAGAGGAGUAGACUUUGGUCUCUCGAUCCUGUGGUUUAUUUUAUUCACCCCUUGUGCCUUUCUCUGUUGGUACCGACCAAUUUACAAGGCUUUCAGGUCUGACAGCUCCUUCAGCUUCUUCGUCUUCUUUUUCAUCUUCUUCUGCCAAAUAGCAAUCUACAUCAUCCAGGCUGUCGGCAUUCCUGGCUGGGGAGACAGCGGAUGGAUCGCAGCGCUGUCCGAGCUGCAUGGGAACCUGGCCGUGGCUGUUAUCAUGAUGGUGGUGGCAGGAUUCUUCACGCUGUGCGCGGUUCUCUCGCUCUUCCUCCUGAAGCAGGUGCAUUCCCUGUAUCGGCGCACGGGAGCCAGUUUCCAAAGGGCCCAGGAAGAGUUUUCCCAAGGCAUUCUCACCAACAGGGGCUUCCAGAAUGCAGCCGCUGGGGCGGCCUCCUCAGCUGCACAGAGUGCUUUCCGGGGAAACUAGCCUUUCCCGGGGCUGCCUCCCCCUUGCUUCCUCUGCCAUCAUCACCCCAACCUUCAUUUUUUUUUUUUUUUUCCUAAAGAUGCACUUUUUGGGGGUACCAUGUUAGCUCUGUGAUGCCGACUCCAGAUAAGAAGAGAUCUGGUUUGUUUUGGGGUUUUUUUUGAGCUUCAGCUGGCCUACGUUUAUGACGAUUAGUUUUCCCUGUCUUGUUUUAGGGUGCGGGGAGACAGGGGAGACAUUCUCUGAAGCAAAUAUAUUUCUCUAUCCAGGACAUAUCAAGUGUUUGUCUCUCUUCCUCCCCUCACCCUGUCCGUAGCAGGAAGGCUAGGGGAAGCAGGUUUUUCGAUUUUACUGUCUCUUCUAUUGGCCUUUGCUAUGAAGAUUUUGAUUAUCUGCUGUUUUGGGGAGGGUUUUGUAACUUGCAUGUAGUUUAUGUCAUUAAUUUUAAGAGUGAAAACUGUACUUUUGGUUUAUUACACUUACACGAUGCUGCAUUUUGACUUCUUAACCACCUGGCUUCCUACGAGUCGGGGUAACAUGGCAUGAAGGAAAACCUGGGAGCAGAGGGUGGGUUAGAGAGGAGGGAAAACUUCUUUCUCCUUGUCCGCCCCGUGGCAGAUUUCCCCUCCGCUUCCAGGAGGAUCCUGGGGGGUUCCUCUGCCCUCCUGCCAGCACCCACCGCCCUGGGCCCGCAGGGAGAGAGAAGGGCUCAGUGGAGGCAGAGUCUUCACUGUGGCCUUCAAGCAGGGGAGGGAGGGGAAAGGGAAAUUUUGAUUUUUGUCGUUGGACUCGCCAGCCCCACUGUUGCAGAGCGGCGGCGCCAAAGACGCCGGCUCACCCACCGCCCCGUGCCUGCGACGUCCUUCUCCAGCUAACCCUGAGAGCCUGCCAGCCCUGAGGAGCAUGAAUGAAUUCAUCUCCAGGGACAAAUCCCUCCCUGCCUUCCUCCUCCCACCUAUUUUUGGGGUGGUUUAGGUUUCCCCCCCCCCCCCCCCGUUCAUCCAGGAAAGAACUGGUUGGAUGUGUGUUUACCUUUCAAAGCUGCCUCCAGAGAUGGGAUGUCCUACAGGUGCCAGUUGUGACCAGGCGUGAUGAGGACGGUUUCCCCUGCCUGCAUAUGGAUGCUGGAGGGGGUUUUUACUUGUGAGGACUUAAUUUCUGCAUUGCCCCUGGCUGUCCCCUCCUACCCAGCAACGGGGGGUGGCAUUUUGUACCCCCCAUCCCUCGCUGGCAGGUGCCCUCUUACCCUCCUCAGCCAGAAACGGGUGGCUUUACACCCCCUUCCCCCUCUAUUAUUAAGUUGUUCCCCCCUCCCCCUCUCGGCGUCUGAUCUUUUCAUGUUUAAAAAAUAAUAAUUGAUAAUAAAAGUGUAAAUGUGCGCGAAA